GACCCAUGAGCCGACCGGAAAAGGAGGUGCCUAAGGCUUUAACUCUACUACCCGGGCUAACGUCAAGCUAACGUUAAAGCUUAUCUAAUUGCGCGGUCCCUAAUGUAAGAUAAUUUCAGAUAGUUUUUAGUAAUGAAUCCCCACUAAGUAAUGUUUUUGUCUGGUUGGUGGGGCAGGUUUUUCAUAGAGCCUUUUUUAGGAUUCGCACAACCUCCUCUGUGUUCGAACAAGUUAGCUUGAUUAGCUGUAUCGAUAGCUCCGCAUUUUCUUCAUAAACAAGUUGCCAUGACAGCAACUGCUGUCAUAGGAGACCAGCUGGUCUUUGAAGAAGAUUACGAUGAGAACUACUCUCCCUCUACCCAAGAAAUCCAUGAGUAUGCUAGAGAGAUUGGCAUUGACCCCAACAAUGAGCCAGAACUCCUGUGGUUGGCCCAGCAGGGCAUGCUGGCCCCACUGCCUCCAGAAUGGAAGCCAUGCCAGGAUGUGACAGGCGACAUCUAUUAUUUCAACUUCUCCACCGGCCAGUCCAUCUGGGACCACCCCUGUGACGAGCACUACCGCAGCCUGGUGAUCCAGGAGCGUGAGCGCUUGCAGCUCACAGCUGCCGCUGCAGGUAGAGCGAAGAAGGACAAGAAGCAGAAGAAAGAAAAAAAGGGAAAAAAAGAAAAGAAGAAGGAGCAGCUAAAGACUCCAUCCACGUUGACUUCACCUUUAGGUCCAAUAACAUCUCCACUUGGCAGCUUGGGGCUUCUGAGAGGUAUUGGUGCUCUGGGGCAAAACCCACUUCCUGGAUCUGCUUCACUUCUCAGGGGGUCCUGUGACAGCUCUGGGGGUCUGGAGCCUCUGAAGACAUCCCUCCCAAGUCCUCGAGGCAGAGGAGCAUCAAGUCUAGUAGGCACGAGGCAAGAGGAGAGAGUGUUGCUGGCUUUGCCUGGUUUACACGAUGAAGAUGAUGAGAAAGAAGAAGAGAAAGUAUCAGAAAGCGAGCCAAGUCCUCGUGGAUCAGACAGACUCCUGAACAACCUGCACCUGGACCUGGACACCCUUGGAGGAGGCCUUCAAUAUGAGGACAGUGAGGUCAGUGAAGCAGGUCCAGCUGAGGAGAGGACUGAACCAGAGCUCCAGGAUCUGGUUCUGUCUGGAGACCACAGCCCAGAAUCGCCAUCUCAUCAGCAGGGUCUGGAGAUCAAUGUGCUUUCUGACAUCAUCAGCCCACUGGAGAAAGACGACAGAGAGGAAGCACACAGAGAUGAAGAGAGGGGCGACGGCGGAGCGAAGACUGAGAGUCAGGUGCUGUCUCAAGAUGACAACAUUAAAGAUGACCAACUCGUGCUGCACAGGUCCAGCCCCUCGCCCCCCCUCUCCAGCACCCCCCACCAUCAGGAAGCACAAGGCUUAGUGGGGCUGCAGAGACCUGAAACCUCCAGAGGACGGCGCUCCCAGAUUUUAGACGGUCAACUUGAAGGUGAUGAACCCUCUUCAGAAAAACAAGGAGAACCUUUCGAGCCGAGAGGGAAAUUCCAGAAGGAGGAGGAGGAGGAGGAAGUCGGGGAUAGGGCUCAGCACGUGGAGAAGGAAUGUAAGAAGGAAGAAGGGGAGACGAUGAGGAAAGAGACUGAACAGGAGAUACAGAAGGAGAAGGAGUGUUUGUUAAAGAAAAAGGAGAGGAAAAUGCGUCUCCUCCAGGAACAGCUGAGGAAAGAGGAGGAGGAAGAGGAGAGGAGACUGAAAGAGGAGAGUGAAGAACGACUGAGGGUGCUGCAGCAGCAUCUGUUGUCCAAGAGGAGAGAGGAGGAGGCGCGGCUGAAAGAGGAGUCCCUCGGAUCGCUGGAGGAACUGAAAGAGUCCGUCCGAAGGGAGAGAGAGAUGCAGCAACAAAAGAUCAGGGAUGAGAUUGAGGUGAUGAUAAAGGAGCUACGGAUCACUCAGGAGGAGGAACGAGCUGCAGCACACGGCAGGCUGGAGGCACAGAUGAAGCAGGAUCUGGAACGUUUGAGGGCAGACUCAGAGGAGGAGCUGCAGGCUGAGAGGAGGAGACUUCUGAGGGAGCAGGAGGAGAAACUGAGCUGUCUGAAACAGGAGCUGGGCGAUGUGCUGCAGAAGGUACGACAGGAGGUGCAGUGUGAUCAUGAGAGGAAGCUGGAGCAGCUGAAGGAGGACCACAGCAGGGAGAUGAACAGCAUCAGAGAGAAAUAUGCGAAGGAGGAGAGUGCUUUGAGGGAGAGCCUGCUGCAUACCCUACAGGAGGACAGAGAGCUCCUCCAGGCUUCACACACAGUCCAGCUGGAGAAGCUCCGCCUACAGCUCGAUGCACAGAUGCAAAAGGCUCCGCUGGCUCACUCAGACAAGGCAGCCGAUCCGAAGACGAUGAGGAAGAUGCUCAGGGAAGAGGAGGUCGAUUUGGACGCACAGAUAGAGGCUGUACCUAGACUGGUCCAGGAGAGAGACCAGUUAAAGGAGGAGCUGAAGAGGAGGACAGAGGAGGUGGCACUAGCUCGUCAACUAACCAUCAGAGCCAGAGAGGAGAAGAAGGAGGCCAUGGAGAGGAUGAGGGAGAAGAGAGACAAAGCAAGGGUGGAGACCAGGAGAGCCAUGGAAGACAAGGAGAAACUGGAGAGAGAGGUGUUGCUGCUGAAGGAGAAAUGUGACUAUUUCAGCCAGCAAAUCAGUGAGCAGAAACGUACUGAAGGAGGAAGCUCUUCCUCCCAAACAGAGCAGAGCAGAAAGCAGCCAACAGCUCCAUCUAGUGACUGGAUAGACUCAUCGCUGCACACGGACGACCUGGACGACGCGCCUCUUUCUCCUGCCCCUGACAGCCACGGUGGCAUGGACAGGUACCGACGGUACGUCUCCUCCCACGAUGCCGCCAUCCAGAAGGCCAAACUCCUCCUGGAGUGGGAGAACAACCGGCUGAUGGAGAGACGAGCAGCUCUGAAAGCAGUUCAGAGAGGCAGCUCCCAGGACCCACACCUGACGGGGGAGACCUCGAGGACCCUCCAGCAGGAGGCCAGAGACUUGGCAGAGCUCGAGCAGACGGUUCAGAGAGGAAACUCCUUACUGCAGAAGACGGAGGAGCAUCUUCAGCAGCUGGAAAGCUCCAUGGCUGAAGAGCUGCUGUUGGAUGAUUAUUCUCAGCUGGCUGGAGAAAGGAAGGUGACCUUUGAUGUGACGGAGUCAGACGGCGGCAGCAGCAGCAACCUGGAGCCGCCUGAUGGGACAGGAAGUCCUCCCACAGUCCCAGCUAAAGUCCAGCUGCUAGCCGAGUCCCUGCAGCACAUCUCCAGCCAGCUCAACAGCGUUCUGGGUGUGCUGAGCUCUCUAACCCAGAGGGGAGGCAGCACACCAUACACCCCUCUCUCCGUUUCUCACCCCAGCCUAACCGCCACCUCUGUGCCGGCCAUUCCCCAGGAACAGAACCCGUCCCCCAUCACUGCUGCGCCUCCUCCACUCAUGAGUCUCCCGAAGCCACUCUGGAGCCAGGGGCUUCAGACUGGCUCCACAGCCGCUCCUCUCUCCGGUGAGCCGAGAGCCUCCACGGACCUCAUCAACAGCAGAUGGAGCCAGAUAUUUCCUGGAUCAGCUGCUGACCACAGCAGCACGAGGACCAGCCCCGUGUACCCAUCAUACACACCUGCCAGCGAGCACAUACGCAACCUGCGAGUGACGCAGAAAUCAGUAGAGGUGGACGGUCAGAGGCUGCAGGGGCUGAUUGACAGCAACAAGAGGUGGCUGGACCUACGCAAGAAAGACACCAGUGUACCUCUGUUCAUCCGUUACCGCCCCCUCCCCUCCCAGAGCAGCCUGGUGCAACUGGGUCUGGACGACAACAACCAGAUCCGAGUCUAUCACUACUGAGGACAGGUAACAAGGAAGCUGCCGAUGUCGGCCCUGAGCUGAAGCAGGAAGUCUGCAGUUCCCUACAAACCCAGCCGUCGUCACUCCGCUGCUCAGUUAUGUAAACGGUGCUGUGUGUUUUAUACAAUAUUUAAAUAAACCGUUUAUAUAAAUUCA
Messenger RNA from Nothobranchius furzeri (turquoise killifish), 4011 nucleotides. RefSeq names its product centrosomal protein of 164 kDa. Gene Ontology annotation, molecular function: protein binding. Lineage: Eukaryota; Metazoa; Chordata; Actinopteri; Cyprinodontiformes; Nothobranchiidae. The record is from RefSeq and is a predicted model, not a curated record. Gene Ontology annotation, biological process: cilium assembly. Gene Ontology annotation, cellular component: centriole; centrosome; ciliary transition fiber.